CUCUUCCACAACGAACUCUUCCACGACCUCUACAACCACACCUUCUGCUUCGAGAAGUACCCCAUGGAGGAGUGGGUGGCCUGGAUGAACCUCUACCGGGUCUUCAUCGGCUUCCUCUUCCCCUGGGUCCUGAUGCUCUUCUCCUACCAGGGGAUCCUGCGGGCCGUGCGGGGGAACAUCUCCACGGAGAGGGAGGAGAAGGCCAAGAUCAAGCGCCUCUCGCUCAGCCUGAUCGCCAUCCUCCUCGUCUGCUUCGGGCCCUACCACCUCAUCCUGCUGUCCCGCAGCACCGUCUACCUGAGCAAGCCCUGCGACUGCAGCUUCGAGGAGAAGGUGUUUGUGGCCUACCACACCUCGCUGGCCUUCACCAGCCUGAACUGCGUGGCCGACCCCAUCCUCUACUGCUUCGCCAACGAGGGGGCCCGGAACGACGUGGCCAAGGCCCUCUCCACCAUGGUACGCUUUCUCACCAGCUCCAAGCCCCAGGAGAUGGCCAACGCCUCCCUCACCCUCGACACCCCGCUCUCCUCCAAGAAAAACACCUUCUGCCGGCAGCCCCUGGCCCUCCCUCUGCCACCCUCGCAGGCUGCGGGGGGGACGCGGGACGAGGAGCUCCAAAUGAAGAUAUUGACUUUUAGCCACUGA
This is a messenger RNA of Gekko japonicus, 645 nucleotides long. RefSeq names its product G protein-coupled receptor 4 (gene GPR4). Gene Ontology annotation, molecular function: G protein-coupled receptor activity. Gene Ontology annotation, biological process: G protein-coupled receptor signaling pathway. The transcript has a single exon. Gene Ontology annotation, cellular component: membrane. The record is from RefSeq and is a predicted model, not a curated record. The annotation marks the transcript as partial. NCBI's taxonomy places the organism in Eukaryota, Metazoa, Chordata, Lepidosauria, Squamata, Gekkonidae.